AUGACUCCUCCCUACCAGAUUCGACGAGAGCGCCUUGAGAUUGAGGUGAUGAACCGGCUGCUACGAGAGCCAAAUUGGCAGCCCUUCCUGAGAGAGGAGGUAAAUGCCGCCAACAAGUUCAGAGCUACGCGGGCCUACAGGACACACCGAGAAGCAUACGACAACAAGAACAGCACACCCGCUGCCUCUACGUCCAAGCCUGGUGAGACUCCGCCAGCUAAGCAUCAAGCUGGUGACGGAAAGAAACUCCCCGCUGCACCGAAGACACCGCCUGCUGCCUCUACGCCUAAGCCAUGUUACACUCUCCCAGCUGAGCAUGGAACCGGCGACGGAAAGGAACCACUAGCAUCCAAGACACCGCCCAUCUCAACCGCAGCGCCCAUCUCAACUGCAGCCAACAUCUCGCCUGCAGCGCCUAUCUUACCCGCAGCGCCUAUAUCAACCGCAGCCAACAUGUUAACCGCAGCUAAUAUCUCAACCGCAGCGCCUAUGCCAACCGCAGCGACUAUCUUAACCGCAGCGCCUAUGCCAACCGCAGCCAACAUGCCAACCGCAGCGACCACCGCACCUACUGUAACACCUGGCACGCAGAUCCAGCAUGACUGCUCUCCUCCUCCGAACAACGAUGACCACGAAGAAUAUGGCGUCGCCAUCCCGUUCAGUCAGAGUAGCGCGCAGCCCCCAGAGCCAGAGUCUCGGAAACGGGUGAAGCUGACUGUCGACUUGUCGCAGCCACCAAGCCAGUCGGACAUUAAGGCAAUGCAGAUUACCAAGGCAACAGAUUUGGAUCGCGCAUCCGAUUACAUCCUGAAGCUGACCCUCCGAAUGGAUACGUGUCCACGGGCGGGGAUGCUCCGUGACGUCGUUCACAUGGCGGUGCAGCAAUAUCAAGAGUCCGACGGUGCCAUACCGCUGCGUCUUCUUCCGCUCGGACCGUGGCCAAUCAGCCUCGCCUCUAUGAUCGAGGUGUGCCAAGCCAAGAUGUGGCUGUCCGGCACGACUAUCGACUUCGUUGUCGAGAGAUGUGGCAGUUCACGGGGGUACUCACCGGAGGUCGUUGACCAGCCCGCGAAGUCGGCCUCCGACGCCUUGAGCCUUGGUAUGGCACUCCCACGGGAGCUCUUCACCGAAGCACACAGCACUAUCAGCAGCCGUGAUCCCCCUUACUGCUCGAGCCAGGCUGCGCUCGAUGCGCACAUCGAGCAUCUAUCUGGCGACAUGCGCAACCCGACUGGCAUUAGCCCGAAUAGCAACCACCACAACGAUGACAAGAGCAAGGACCCUGACGACAACGACUAUGACAGUGACAGCAGCGACGGCUACGCUGAGCGGAUAUCUCACUCUCCUAAGAUUCGACAUCAUCUUACGCAGCAUGACCUCGACGAGCAGGACAUCAUUGUCCGUAGCGAAGCCGUCGCCAUUCUCGAACACAAGACGCAGAACCUUCCGUAUCAAUCCGUACCAGAUUUCAGUGGUCGCAAACACGAAGCUCUCAUGUGA
Alternaria arbusti is the source of this 1500-nucleotide messenger RNA. RefSeq lists its product as uncharacterized. The transcript is spliced from 2 exons. The record is from RefSeq and is a predicted model, not a curated record. Lineage: Eukaryota; Fungi; Ascomycota; Dothideomycetes; Pleosporales; Pleosporaceae. The coding region runs from base 1 to 1500 and encodes 499 amino acids.